Molecule: messenger RNA, 2681 nt
Organism: Gadus chalcogrammus (walleye pollock)
Lineage: Eukaryota; Metazoa; Chordata; Actinopteri; Gadiformes; Gadidae
Gene: ndst3
Product: N-deacetylase/N-sulfotransferase (heparan glucosaminyl) 3
Exons: 14
Coding region: 1-2646 (881 amino acids)
Cellular component (GO): Golgi apparatus
Molecular function (GO): heparan sulfate N-sulfotransferase activity; deacetylase activity
Source: RefSeq, a predicted model, not a curated record
AUGACAGUGGCCGUGCGCGUCCGCCGCCACCUGCGGCGCCUGCUGCUCCUGCUGGCCUCCGGCUGCCUCCUCUCGCUCCUCCUCUCCGCCUACUUCCUCUUCACCAACUCCUCCCCCGCGCUGCAGCUGGGCCAACCGGCCGAGCCCGCCUGCUCCCAGCCCCUCCCCCUGUCCCCGUACCGCCCCCUGCCCAACCCCUACCCGCCCGUGCCGCCCCACACCUACGCCCCCACGGAGCCCGUGGUCCUGGUGCUGGUGGAGUCCCAGUACUCCCAGCUGGGCCAGGACAUUGUGGCCACCCUGGAGUCGGCCCGCUUCCGCUUUCACGUGGAGAUCGCCCCGGGCAAGGGGGACCUCCCCCCGCUGACGGACGCAGGCCGCGGCCGCUACGCGCUCAUCGUCUACGAGAACCUGCUCAAGUACGCGCACGUAGACACGUGGAACCGGCAGCUGCUGCACCAGUACUGCACCGAGUACCGCGUGGGCGUCAUCGGCUUCUACCGCUCCAACGAGAACUCCCCGCCGCUGCUUAAGCUGCGCGGCCUCCCUCUGGUCCUUAGGACUAACCAGGCGCUGCGGGACUGCCGCGUGGCGCCCUCCUCCCCCCUGCUGCACCUCACCAAGCCGGGCACGGACCAGGGAGCGCUCCCCGGGGAGGACUGGACCUCCUUCCACACCAACCACUCGUCCUACCAGGCGGUGCUGCAGGCGCGGCCCAGGGAGGGAGCCCCCGGGGCGGGCAGCGGGGAUAACCCGGCCCCAGGCUCUUUAGGCCUGGGCCUCCAGGCCACGGUGGUGCAGGACAUGGGUCUGUACGACGGGGUGAGGAGGGUGCUGUUUGGCCAGGGCUUGGGCUACUGGCUCCACAGGCUCAUCCUGGUGGACGCCAUCGCGUACCUCACGGACAGGAAGCUGACGCUCGGGCUGGACCGCCACAUCCUGGUGGACAUCGACGACAUCUUCGUGGGGAAGGAGGGCACACGCAUGAAUACCAAAGACGUGAAGAAACUGCUGGAAACUCAGAAACAAUUGCGUUCCCAGAUCUCCAACUUCACCUUCAACCUGGGCUUCUCUGGGAAGUUCUACCACACAGGCACCGUGGAGGAGGACGAGGGCGACGAUCUGCUGCUGAAGUACGUGGAUGAGUUCUGGUGGUUCCCCCACAUGUGGAGUCACAUGCAGCCUCACCUCUUCCACAACCAGUCCUCCCUGCUGGAACAGAUGGUCCUCAACAAGGAGUUUGCACUGGAGCACGACAUCCCGGUGGACAUGGGCUACGCGGUGGCCCCCCACCACUCGGGGGUGUACCCGGUCCACCUACAGCUGUACGAGGCCUGGAGGCGGGUCUGGGACAUCAGGGUCACCAGCACCGAGGAGUACCCCCACCUGAAGCCCGCCCGCUACCGCAGGGGCUUCAUCCACAACAACAUCAUGGUGCUGCCUCGCCAGACUUGCGGUCUCUUCACACACACCAUCUACUACAAGGAGUACCCCGGGGGGUCUAAAGAGCUGGACAAGAGCAUAAGAGGAGGGGAGCUGUUCCUCACCGUACUUCUCAACCCUGUCAGCAUCUUCAUGACCCACCUGUCCAACUACGGUAACGACCGGCUUGGCCUGUACACCUUCGUCCACCUGGCCUCCUUCCUGCGCUCCUGGACCACCCUGCAGCUGCACACCCUGCCCCCCCUGCAGCUCGCACACAGAUACUUCCAGCUCUUCCCCGACCAGAAGCCCCCCCUCUGGCAGAACCCUUGUGACGACAAGAGACACAAGGACAUCUGGUCCAAGGAGAAGACCUGUGACAGACUACCCCGCUUCCUGGUGAUAGGACCCCAGAAGACAGGGACCACAGCGCUGUACCUGUUCCUGCUGAUGCAUCCGUCCAUCUCCAGCAACCUGCCCAGCCCACAGACUUACGAAGAGGUCCAGUUCUUCAACACCAACAGCUACCACAAAGGGAUCGACUGGUACAUGGAAUUUUUCCCGGUGCCGUCCAACACCACCACAGACUUCCUGUUUGAGAAGAGCGCCAACUACUUCCCGUCGGAGGAUAGUCCGCGCCGCGCAGCCGCCCUGCUGCCCAAAGCCAAGAUCAUCACCCUGCUGAUCAACCCCUCAGACAGGGCCUACAGCUGGUACCAGCACCAGCGGGCUCACGAGGACCACGCCGCCCUGCGCUUCAACUUCUAUGACGUCAUCACCGCGCGACGGGGCGCGCCGGCAGAGCUCCGGUCUCUGCAGAACCGCUGCCUCACGCCCGGCCUCUACGCCACGCACAUGGAGCGCUGGCUCACCCACUACCCCGCCAGCCAGCUCCUGAUCAUCGAUGGCCAGCAGCUGAGGAGUGACCCGGUGGCGGUGAUGGAUGAGGUGCAGAAGUUCCUGGGCGUCGCCCCUCACUUUAACUACUCCCAGGCCCUCACGUUCGACCCUCAGAAGGGCUUCUGGUGUCAACUGCUGGAAGGAGGGAGGACAAAGUGUUUGGGCAAGAGCAAAGGGAGGAAGUACCCGCCUAUGGAACCCGAGGCGCGGGUCUACCUGUCCAGGCACUACAGGGAGCACAACAUUGAGCUGUCAAAGCUCCUGCACCGCCUUGGACAGCCCCUCCCCUCCUGGCUGAGGGAAGAGCUGCAGAAGGUCAGAUAACCUUUGAACCAGGAAGUGAUCGCUGACGGCGGGAG